UCUUUGAUCCAGUAGAAGGAAACUAGUUCUAGCUGUGAGUAAAAUCAAGAAUUCACGGUGUAUUCGUGUGGCAGUGAGGCCGUGGCGGACGGCGAAAAUUCUGUCGUGGCAGGCGGCGGCCUCGCCGUGAAUAGUAAGGUGUAUCCAAGUCCGGGGGCGGCGCGCGGCGUUUGGGCGCUGCCGCAGCCGCCCCCAUGCAGCAUGGCGGCGGAGGAGCCUCUCCCCCCGUGUUCACCCCUCUCUCCGGACGCCCCACAAGCUCCACCGAGAACCAUCGCCAAUUACAACCACAAUUCUGACCUCCAUCAGCUCAUUUUUGAAGCAGUUCGCUCAGGCGAGGUAUCUGAGAUCGAGCGGUUGGUAGAGAAGCUAGGUGUCGAGGUGUUGAGCGCUCGUGAUCAGCAUGGCUAUACUCCGGCACACUGGGCGGCCCUGGACGGCUGCGUGGCUGUGAUGCGCUACCUGGUCGAGAGGGGGGCGCCUAUUGACCUCUCCUGUCUGGGCACGCAGGGCCCACGUCCCAUCCACUGGGCGUGUCGGAAGGGCCACGCAUCCAUAGUACAAGUGUUGCUGCAAUGUGGAGUAGCUGUUAAUGCAGCUGACUUUAAAGGAUUGACACCCCUAAUGACGGCGUGCAUGUACGGUAAAACCGCGACCGCUGCCUAUCUCCUCGGCAUGGGGGCUGCCACCAGACUGUCUGACAUCAACGGAGACACAGCCCUACACUGGGCCGCGUAUAAGGGUCAUGCAGACCUGGUCAGACUGCUGAUAUACUCGGGCGUACCAUUACAUUGCACGGAUAACUUCGGGUCGACACCCCUGCACCUUGCGUGUUUGUCCGGCAAUCUUACCUGCGUGCGUUUGCUAUGUGAGAAAGUAAAGGCAGAAUUAGAACCACGUGACAAGAACGGCAAAACCCCACUGAUGCUGGCCCAAAGCCACCGGCAUGCCGAGGUGGUGAAAUUGCUUCAAAAAGAGAUGAAGAGGAAGUCUCAUUGGAUGCCGCCACUCUCUGAACUGUGGGCGCUGCUAUUUGGAGGCGCCGGACAGUCCAAAGGCCCUUUGCUGUUCUUUUUGAUCUCUGUGUUGCUGUGGGGUUACCCUAUGUAUGUUAUCCGAUGUAUACCGCUCACAUGGAACACCCUGCGACUCUCUCACUACUGUUUCCUGUAUUGGAACGCUAUAAUGUGGCUGAGCUGGGUGAUAGCCAACCGUCGGGACCCGGGGUACAUCCCACAGAAUUCUGAGACCUACUACCGGGCAAUCCGACAGAUACCCUACUACGACAAGUGGAAGAAAAGAAACGUAAUUUUGUCAAGAUUGUGCCAUACUUGCCGAUGCCUCAGACCGUUACGAGCGAAACACUGCCGCAUCUGCAAACGCUGCGUCGCGUACUUUGAUCACCACUGCCCUUUCAUCUACAACUGUGUGGGUGUCCGGAACCGCAUGUGGUUUUUCCUUUUCGUCAUGAGUGUUGCCAUAAAUUGCACGCUAUCAAUAUAUUUUGCUUGUUAUUGUCUGGUACUGGAAGGUUUUGGACUCUUGUAUGCGCUGGGGCUGUUGGAGGCAAUAACAUUCUGCGCGUUAGGAUGGAUACUCACAUGUACUUCGGUUUUGCACGCUUGCAUGAAUUUGACGACCAACGAGAUGUUUAAUUACAAGAGGUAUCCAUAUCUAAGGGACAAAAGGGGGCGGUAUCAAAACCCGUUCUCCAGAGGACCAAUUAUGAAUCUCAUAGAGUUUUUCGUGUGCCUUCCCGACAAGUGCGACGAACAGGAUAUUUUUCAUGAAGAAUCUAUAUGAUGUGAAUUUAAUGUUUAAAUUUCUAUUGUUACACGAAGGGAAACGCAUCUUUAUUUUUUGCGUGUUACGCUAAACAUAUUUUUCCUUGGUAGAAAGAAAGAGAUUAUAUAUAAAAUGAUAAUUCGCUACUCAUCUAUUUUUUGGGAAUUGUUACAUAGGUAUAUGUAUAUUUAUCAAAAAAAAUCGUUAAAUAUUAGUAAUUUUAUCAACAUCCCACGCUGAUUGUUAUUAUAUUAUGCUACUGGCAACACUGCAAUAGUGGCACUAUACAGAUUAUUUCAAUAAUUAACAGGCAUUAUGCACGAAUUUUGACCUCAUGGCUCGUCGUAUCUAUCAAGUACACCAGCUCCUGUAGCAUGGCAUGCAAGAUGCCGCUU
Amyelois transitella is the source of this 2180-nucleotide messenger RNA. RefSeq lists its product as uncharacterized. Gene Ontology annotation, cellular component: Golgi membrane. Lineage: Eukaryota; Metazoa; Arthropoda; Insecta; Lepidoptera; Pyralidae. Gene Ontology annotation, molecular function: palmitoyltransferase activity; protein binding. The record is from RefSeq and is a predicted model, not a curated record. The transcript is spliced from 9 exons. Gene Ontology annotation, biological process: protein palmitoylation. Bases 202 to 1803 code for a protein of 533 amino acids.